CCAUCGCCCGGUUCGGUUAGUAGUAGAAGCAGCAGUGACAACGGAAGUAGUAGCAGCAGCAGCAGCAGUGGAUCCUAACAAAUCCGUGCUGUGAGGUGGUGUUUUCUGCAAACAAACACAGACAAAGGGCAGAGAGCACCCAUACGAUUCCGCAGGACCUGCAGCACCACCACUCUGGUUUUGUGAGUCGAGAGUGACGCGUUCGUGACCGUUUACCGAUUCGUUCAUAGUUCUUCUGCAUCAUUGGAUGCGCCGAGGCACUGGUGCGCGGUGGAUGGCGGUUGGUGUCGGGCCUAAGGAUACAAACAAAUUUGUGGGAAAAGUGUGUCUUUCGUGAUGCUUUGAUCGCAAUAGUGAAAACAUGGUGGUAGGGUAGCUAACCCUGACUGAGUGUGCCCGUGACAGAUGCAGUUCAGGAUGUUUUCUGUGGCCGUUUUGUGCUUGCCGCAUUCGGAUGCUGCAGACGUUAUGCGGCGGGGGAUGAUAGCGUAGAGUGGUCCAUGACUCGUGGCGCCUGCUGAAUGAAGCGUUGAAGAAUGGAGUGAUUAGGCGGCAGGAAGGUGCUUUUGGAUUCGGGAAAAGAGAAAAGAAAGGCUCGCGAUUGCUCCCCGUUGUGGUGAUGGUGCUUUAUCACUGGUGUGAAAAUUCUGAUAGGCCGAAUGUGAAAAUACAUAUAGCGUGAAGGAAAAAAAAGUGAUGCAUCUAAUUUUAGCGAGCGGGGUAAAAGUGAGAAAAGAAAGCAUGUGUGUUCGUGGGAAAGAAACAAAAGCAGAAAUAUACAAAUAAUCAACCAAUUUCUCCGUUGCCUUCGAGUGUGUGAAGUUUUUUUUUCAUCUUGCUGUUUUUUUAUUCUUCAAAAGGACCGGGAAGGUGGUUCGGCUUGUAAUUGUUAUGAUAUCCGAGUAGUGUCAGUAAGUGUAAUCGAGCGAGCAAACAUAGUGAGUUAAAAGUAAUGACUUUCACAGCACUUACCCUGAGGAGGUGAAAAGUUGGCGCAAUAUUUUCAAGUUCGCAUUCCCAAGUGAGUGAAGCAAUCCUACAUUUUGUACGUGCGUGUACAAAACGAGUGUACUUGUGCAAGUGAAUGAGCGAAAUAAGAAAAUCUCAAUGAAAGCAGCUUCUUGGGGGUUUCUCUCACGCGGUGGUAAUGUACGUGUCAUCAUAAGAGGAGAAAAGUAACGAAAAUAGCAAAACAAAAAAACACACACCGAGCGAGAGAAUGCGAAUAGCUGUCACCCGAGAGAUUGCAAAUACAGGAAGGAUCGCCGUUGGACCCGCUGCCGUUGCCGAGGUCACCGUCUUGGCCCCAUUCGGUGACGUUGCUGGUUACGACCAUCGCUGUCAACAGACGCGACAGCCACAGUUACCACGGAAAAGAUGAGUGACAAGUUAUCCGGGGGUGGACGGUACAACCGUAUCAGUCCAUCGUCUGGCCGUGGUUCGAUCAUUGCCUACUCGCCGCUGCCCAAAUCUGAACAGGAUUGUCUCCAAGCGCCCGGCAAUAACUGCCUGGCGAUCCCACUGUCCGCGAUCCAGACCGAUAACAACAACCACCAGAAACCGAUGCCUCCGAUGGGUGGCAAAGGGGCCGUCCUGAACGCCGGACUCAACUCGCACCCCUCGCAUCCCGAUGGAGCAGGCCAUAAACAUGCCGGUCAGCACAAUAAUAAUAACGGAAAGCGCUUUAUCAUUGUCAGCGACAUCAAGAAAACAGUGAGUUUUGGACAGCCAGGAAGUGGAGGUUUCGUCAGCUCCCGAAGUGAGCCGAUCUCGCUGGCAACCCUGGACAAGGACUGCUUCAUCAUUCCGGUACACAGUUUGGAUCGAUUCCUGCCUGCAGGAAUUCCUCUUCCAACCCCCGAAACCACAGACCCUUCCCAGGCCGGACCACUCAGCGUACUCGAGGUGUCCGAUCCGAAAAUAUGCAUACUGGCGCACCUGAUGAGCCCACUGGAGCCAAUCGAUCCGCUGCUCGAAUCACCGCUGGCGCAUCCACUAACCAAGCAGCGAGCGGUCGCGUCGGAGCUGCUGAACGAAGUGCAACAGGGCAACAACGCCGUCAGCGGCAUGCUGCUGGCCAACAUGGAGCGUAGCUCUGCCGAAUUUCCCUUCAUUGCCUACUAUGUGAUAAACACCACCCAAACCGAUCCGGCAUUGUUCUACAGCGGGGUGCGGGGUGCCUCGCUAUCGAAGUUCGAACCGAAAAACACCCGCUACACGGCUGCCCACACACUGGAUCUGUACAGCGAAGUGGCUUCCAUCUGUCGGCCUCCGCUCUCGCUGGCUCCCAACGAAAUUGGCAGCGUCAAGAAGGGCCAAACCCCCUCCACGGGGUAUAUCAUCAGCGUGUACAAGGUCUACGAGGGCGACGAUGGAGAGCGAUUCGAACGCAAUUGGCUCUACUGGACCGGUGCCAGGAUGAUUUACAGAUAUCUGCCAAAAACGGCCGGCCUUCGGAGGAUCACCCUCCACAAAAGCGUAUCCUCACGGGGAGACAAGAUGUAUCUACUGGUGUGCGAGUGUGCCGAUCUGCUGAAGGACCUGUCGGCGGCAGCACUGCUCAUACCAGCACUCAGGGCGCGGCUUUGCGGCUACACGGGGCUCUAUCGGCCCAUACAGACCUUCUAGGAGCAGCAGCAGGGCGAGCGAGAGCCAAUGACCAACGCGCUCGUUGUCUUAUCGUAAGCAAUUUAUGUAUACAUAGAUGAAGCAAACCGAAAAAUCGGGUGAUCGCACCGUUUGUUUUCUACGUUGUACAUUUUUAAUAGAAGGGAAGGGAAGGAGCGAGAGCGAGAGUUAAUAGUUAUUUUCAAGAUUUUGAUGUUCUAGACGAUAGAUGCAACUAGUCUUUGAUCGUGUUUAGUUUUAUGCAAGAGAAAUCAACGAAUCUCAUUUAGUUACGUUUCACUUUUUUUUAUAUAAUGACCAUAAGUUCAGCAUUAUUUGCAACACACGGUUGUGAAAGUGAGUAGAAAACGAGAUAAAACACGAUUAGAACGCAAUGUCGAACCGUUCGAUUAGCCAGCAAUAAAAUCCGACACCGUAAGGGAGUCAAAAACCAUGAAAAUAUAUUUAAAAACCCGAGAAACAAAUUUGGAAAUUUAGAAAAAUUGAAAACAAAAGGAUCGAAAACGAUGCUACACAGUGAACAUACAAUGAAUUACCGGUAUUCAUAACAUAAAGUUACAUAAAAUGGCAACACAAGUGCAUCCAACUGCCAGACGCAGAGAUGGCGUAUAAUUAAGGCAUUUCGUAUAUGACAACUGAGAAAAAAAAACACAGAAUCCAAAAAAAAACAAACAACAUUAAACAGAACUAAGCACUCAUGGUUUCAUACUAUUAUGCAAUCAUCGAUCUAACUUAAACACGUCGUGCCACAAUCGUACAACCACACACUCAUACUGACAGAAAAUAAAACGCAGACACAACAGCUCACACCAAUACACCGAUAUUUCAGUACAACUUUAACACCGGCAGUUCUACAAUUGGGGACGCGCUGUGUUUGUUUGAAAACCAUACAUAUAUAAUAUAUUUGAAUAACGAUGAUUCAAUAUUUUUCCCGAGAUUAUUCCUAUCGUACUUACUCCUAACCUAUCCCCGGAGAGGACUAAAUUAAUCUUCCGCCUGAUUUGAUAGAGAAAUCGUAGUACAAUUACUGGAUAAUUGUCACAGAUUUUGUAUAAUAAAUGCUGAUUGUUAUUCGCUCAAAGUUCACGUAGAACUAAAAAUCAAAGGGUUCUGGAGAAAGACAUAACCGAACGUCGACUUCUAAUGUUCUGAUGAACCGACACCUGAACCACACUUGUAAUAAGCAAAGUGGCGCAUUUAGAGUGAAAAAAAUCCUUGUGCUAUUCUGAAGUCACCGUUGUUUUCUGAAAAAGUCCCGGUUUGAUGCGAUUCAUGGGCCGAUGGAAUCCAUUUUUUUUUUCGAAAAUGAUGCAGAGCGGAACGUAACUGUAGGGCUACGAUCACCAUUUUUAUACCAAAAUUGAAUUUUCUUUAUGUGGAGAAGUUAGGGCUCCAACUUAACGUUACGACAUGCCACACCACGCUUGCCACAAUAGAAUGAAUGGAAGAAACGCUGGGCGAACGUAUAAUUUCGCCUAUUUGCUUUGGUCGUCACCAGGGGUACCAAAUGUACCGCACCACGACUGUAUUCUGACGACUGUCACCAUCAUUGGCCCGUAACAGUCGUUAGAUCAAUCUAUUAACGACAAUCACACAGUGAAAAUGUCGUGCGACAUUUAUAUUUACUGUCGUGUGCUGUACACGGCUGCAUUUCCAUAUGUGAGUAUUUUGUUCAUUCGUCUGCGACAGGCCUGGUUGCUAACUAGUCAUGUUGUUUGUAGAUUCGGAAUGCAAUCGUAAAUGCAUUGCUACUGUCGUGAAUGAUUUUUUUCCCUCGUGCUGAUGAUGUCGGGUGUCUUUGUAUAUAUUAUGCAACGUCGUUCGCUUACAAAAGUGUGUUCUUUAUUCACCAGUAUUUUAUUCAUUUUCUCAUUCGCAAACUAUAGGUUGUAGGCUUUGAAACGGAAGAUAAUUUUCAGUUUCUGUUGAAUUCUGCAGCAUAUUCCGAAUUGGGAGUAGUGAGGAGUGUGAGCAACAGGGGAGAAUCUGUUGAAAGAAAUGCGAGAGGAAGUGUUGUGGGUGGAAUUAGCGUAGAUGAAAGUUUCGCGGGUGCAAAUGCAUGGCCAGAUGAGAGUGAAGCUGGGGGUAGUGGAGCGGGUAGGAGCAACGAUGGAGUGGAUCGUUCGGAUGGAGUUUCUAGCCCGAACGGAAAUCGAACUCGAAGCCCCCGUGGCAAGCGCCACGCAAGCCACUAGGUCAUGAGGACCAUACAUAAUAAAAAAUAUGUCCUUUUUUUAAUUCUUUAUUGAAGAGACUUUCAGCCUCCUGGGCUGGUUCGCCUCUAAAAAAAAUUGUACUGAGCCUGUUUGAAAUCCAUCGGUUUUCGAACGUUUAAAGUUGGCUUCCUACUUGGAGGAUAAACCUAAACAUUCCCAUCACUGAGUAUUUCCCGAUGUCAUCAAUAUACAUAUUAACAAAGAAACUCUCGCCUAGAAUCAUUAAGGAAUCCGUGCUUGUUUCUCCUAUGAAUUGCUGCUCAUUUGUGUACCUAUCUUGAUUCGGCCAUCCCAACAGUACAUCAUUCUCGAUACAGCCGAUCUAAAAUUGAAUCGGCUGUCUCUGUAUAUACGUAACUUGUGCUCACAACCACAUCCCAGAGCGUACUGGUGAAAAAGCACAAACGCAUAAAAUAAAGGCUUGUCUUACGAUCGCGAUUUCUUGGUCAUGACAUUUUUCUUGCGACAGUCAAAUUUGACAGUAACUCGGGUAAACCGAUGAUAUUCAUCGCAUCGUGAGCAACUGUUACAGCGACAGAAUUAAUGGAGUAGCAGACACGAAAAAAUGGAAAAUGAACAGUACGUUUGGCUCACUACGAUCGGGCCCGACUAAUCAGACAAAUUCGACGAAGCACCGUCUGCUAUAGCACAGGUUUAUUUUAUUCAUUCGUGCUCUGUCGCUUGUAUGCGAAUGUAGCGCGCACACAGUGAGUCUCGAUUUUAUUUCAUACCGACUGUAAUGAAAAUGCAGUACUUUUGGGACGCCUGGUCGUCACUACUGUCUUGCCUUGGAAGUGUUUGGUCUACGCUGAAAAAUAUGAGAGUAAUAUUUUUCGAACAAAGAAUACAACGAACUAUCGUUGAUUGUUUAGACUUGCUCAAGUAUCUCGAGGUACUAUGAUGUUAAAGCUAUCAAUUACUUUCGUUAUCUGUUCAUGUCUCCCAAUUUAAGUCACCGUGUAUCGUACAGGAACUUAUUUAUGAGUAUUUCAUAUCAAAACCUUUUUCAAUGUAUAUAUUCAAAUUACCGUUUUCAUACGUAACACACUCUCGACCAUCCGAAGCGAUCAUACAAUUAGAUUUCGCAUCGAACAAAACCUUUAUAUUUUUAGCUUAUGUUGCAAUAUCGUCCUUCUUCUGAAUUGCAUUUGCAUUUCGAGCGGAUGAUUUACGGACGUGUGAUUUGCACAACAUGCUUCGGGAUGGUAGUCAAUUCGAUAUUGUUCGCACCCGAAAAUGUCGUAGCAACCUACACCAUCGACAUAACUUCGAGUAAUACUCGUUCUCAUGGCAAUCUAGCUCUUGUAGGCAACGUUUUUGUUUGGUUUGACAACGCAAUAACUGUUGCGAUAUUCUCGAGCAUGAACAAACACACAUUUCAAAACGAAAUCUUUAAAACAAAUACUUGGAAGCCAUGACAAGGACUGAUGAAUGAAUGUAGUUGGUAGCGCGAACGAUCCGGAAAGCACUGCUGACGACUCGUUGUCUAGAGUGACACUAAAACACCUGUGUUAGUUGUUUGUUUCUAAGAGACUUCAAACUUUGUGGUUCAUUUGUCUCUACUAAAACAUUGGAAUCGCGUUAAAGGCCUUUUAUACGUACUGCACAAUUAUUUGUGCUCACCGCUAUGCUACUUACUUCUCAUAGACGGCAAAACUGGAGGAGCGAGAAUUGGACCAAUCAAAACAUUAUAUUUAGUGUGUUUGAAUAAUGAGUUUAUUCCAUGAGGUUAUGCACCAGAGAACCAAAUUUCAAAUCUAGUUUUAGGAAAAAAUUGAAAACGUUAUUUGAAUAAGCACUAGUUAUAGUAUGAUUUUUUUGUAACAAAUUGAAUUUUUAUGCACCAACCUUUGAGAGAGGCGAGUUUCAAAAACUAAAUAAUUAUAAUUAAAAUAUUUUAGGUUUUAACUAUUUUUUAUGUUUCUUGAGAUGCUUAACCAAACUUCAAUGUCUAUAUACCAUCGAAUGGGUGAUUGAAUGCUUGUUUGAAGAGCCGUGGGUAGAUCUACAUUUCAUUUUGUAAUUUAUGAGAAACAAUCAUAUGAAAAACAGGUAUUUUGAAGCGUUCUCACGUCACAAAAAUAGAGCAUUUUUUUAGUUUAUCAGAUAAACAUAGGUUCAAACAUUUUUAUACUUGGGUUUCUCUGAGCAAACAAUAAAGGUCAACAACCCACAAAAUUUGGUUGAGAUUGGUCCACAAAUAGAGGAGUAUCAACUGAAAAAGUCAACGUCUCGAAAAGUAUACGAUCCAUUCCAGUGUGACGUAACAACAUUUUGACUCACUACAACCACUUUUUUGCGUUUUCAUGAAUAAAGCACAAUUAAGAAAAUUUACAACAAGAAUCAUCAGUUGGAGAAUAUUUUAUAUUUAGAUUGGCUUGUUGUCAGUCAAAUACUUUUGUGACGUGGCAACACCUGACUUUUUGCUGUUUCAGUCUGUUGAACAUUAAUGAUUAAUUUAAUAAAUUACAGUUCCGUUUCAAAACAUACAAAUCAUCUUUUUCCUGUGUUUUAUCAACAAUAUAUGAACGUAGAUUUCAUAAUAUAAUAUAUAAUCUUAUUUCAACUUCCGGUUUGAAUACUAAAAAAAUAUGGAAACCCCAUACGAUAUGGGCUUACCAGCGGAAGUCGAGUAUCGUAUUCCGAUGCCAUUCUGGCAUCGAGGAUGGUGACUUCCGUUAAAAACGGAUAUAAAAGACCGGGAAUGGCAUGAAAUCCCACAAUUCGAUCGAGAAUAGUAAUGUUGGCAUAUAUCCAUGGAUGUGCGAAGAGGAAAAAAAAAAGAAUUAUGUUUGAUAGUGAGAGAUAGGAAUUAAGUGAGAGGAAGAUAAUGUUUGAGUGGGAAGAACUUAGCCUUAGAGCGACGUGUGUGGAGUUAUACAAAGAAAGUGCACAUAUAAAUGCACACGCAAACAUCAACAAUCAAUGUUCAAAGUCAUCUUCAACACGCAAACAUAAAUGCCCUUGCAGAGAUAUGUGCGCGGAUGCAUAAAAAGAGUUUAUCAAAAGUUUCUGGUAGCAAAAUCAAAUGCGUUCCCCCUGUAGUGAGCGCCACUCGAUGAACCAGGGUUGUGCUAGCCAUUGAUGGCAAGCGCUAGAGUGAACGUAUUAAACAAUCACGAUAUAAAAACUGGAGGUCGGUUUAAGACCACCCCGACUUUUCCCAAAUAAAGACAUACCGUGUAUUACAGGUAACAGGUAGAUUCAAUUUAUAUAGCUUAUUUUGAUGAACAUACCAUAAACAAUUAAAAUUGCCUCGUUUCGCAAUGUUUCACAAUCUAAAAGAAUAUAGAACUUAUUGUGCCCACAGUUCUAUUAUAUUUCUUCUCUAUUUUUGAAUAAAUGAAAACGUAAAAUGGCGCUAAAACGCUAGAAUGAAAAGUGCCAGAAAAAAGUCACCAUAUUAUCAAAUUGUCAGCGUUAUGACACCAUUCAUUUGACACUACUGAAAAUUCAGUAGGAAGCACCGUUCCUGAGAUACAAAGGAGGGUAGGUUCAGGACCACCGGUUGCGUUAGGACCACCUUUCCCUAUAGGAUGGACUUUUGGAAGGAGAAGGAGAGAUCUCAGAGGAAAGUAAGAAGUAUUCCGAGUAAUAAAAAACAUAAAAAAUAGUAUAUCGCUUGCUACAAUACAGUGAAAUUCUUAUUUAAUACAACUUAUUAAUUGUAUGACGUGACAACGCUUCGUGGAGACUGUUUAUUCGCACAGAGCGCGUUGUCACGUCACAAAAUGCAUGUUCUUGCGAGUUUUUUGAAAAACUGAGUAUACAGGAAUCAACGUUCAUGUUUCAUUGACAAAUCAUAGAACAAAGUUUAUUUGUAUGUUUUGAAACGGAACUGAAAAUACAACAUUAAUGUACAAAAGUCGGAACCCGCAAAAAGACAGGUGUUGUCACGUCACAAAAGUAUUCAAUUGCCAACAAGUGAAUUCAACUACAAAAUAUUGUCCAACUGAAGAUUCUUGUAGGAAAUUUUCUCAAUUUCACUUUAAAAACGUUUACCAUUUGGAAAUCGUGUGAUUUACACAUGAAAAACGAGAAAAAAAACUGUUUUUAGUGAGUCAAACCGUUGUCACGUUACGCUGGAAUGGGUCUAAUGUUCGACAAUAUACAGAACACCUUCUCGAUCUAGCGAGAAACAGUCGAGUUAUAAGCGCUUGAAUUUUGUUUCAUCAUUUGAUGCAUGUUCAGUUUUAAGAUUUUCACUUUACACCAUUUUGAACGUAGUCCUACUUUAAAACGAAUAAUAACUUUAAUUAAAGAAACUUUUCUUCAUCAGUUUGUCAUUUAUUUGGAUUUCUAUGAGGGUUUCUUCUGUUUUCGACGGGAAAACAAACAUCUGCACCAAUUGAUUUGGUAUUCCCUAUCAAUCUUUUGCAAUUGAAUGUGAUUUUCCAUACCAACACAGACUAUAGAAUCUGGCACCAAGACGAUAUAUGCAAGCUUCGGGUGCUCUCGUACCUGGGAGAGAGAGAGAGAGAGAGAAUAUCAAAAAUCUGAACAGGGGUAGGAUGACGUCUGGAUCGGCAAGACCAUCGCUACAAGUAAUCGAGUACUCGAGUAAUCGACAUGCAAGAAAAAUCCCUACCUAAACCUAUCUUAACUAUGCGGUCGCGUCGACUAAUAUAAUAAAUGAAGAUAUUUCCGAAAUUGUGCGAGAAUUCCACAUCAUUCAAACACUAUCAUGUCGCAUUCACUAUGAUAAGGCAGAAUUCUCAUCAAGUGAGUUUUCACGCAAACCCUCCGCUUCGCGUUCAGCAUUCUCUUUUUACUCCUGAUAAGAAGGAUGUGACGUUAAGAAACACAUUCUUGGAAAUGCGAAUCUUGAUCUUGAUCCAAAGUCGCCAAGUCAGGUUCCUCGUGGGAAAAAUCUGGAUAACCUUUCAUUCGUUUCGUUCAAAGUGACAGUCAGUAAAUUUUUUUCUAAUGUGGUCGGCGAUCCUUAGUAUUGGUCACAGGGAGUUACUGCCCGUGCUUUUGAAUUCAACCAAAAAAAGGCUCCAUCUCAUCAUAUCGGCUCUACACUCAUCUCGGAAUCGACAUAGAAUUAGAAAAGAACACAGGACGCACUAUAUCUCACACUAUGGAAGACCCUUAUCCAUCUGGCACAGUCGCGUUGCAUAACAAAUCCAACCACCAACUUCCAAGUCCCUGUAUUCAGUUCUGGACAAGGGAUCUUCCUAGGUGCACUCUCUUGCAAGUAUCCUUCUAUUACGAGCACCACAUACGUUGAAAAACCUCCAUAUUACAGCUUUAUUAUCUCCAGUCUUCAGAAAACAAACGCAGCGCUGCGCUUGAGUUUAAUUUUCCUCAGCGCACGUUCAAAGAAAACUCGUAUUCUCUCUUGGUGCGAAGAGCACAACAUGCAUGGGCACGACAGCACAAAAUGUACCCGGCGCAGAACUCAGAUACCAAACAUUUCUUCUCACUUGUGUGAUGCGCGUCUCAUUCUUUACACACACACACAUACACAUCAAACUCUAGCGCCCACUUUGUCUUCGUUCGUUCUGAGCAAAGCAUAAAAACAACAGGGCGCCCCCAAUUAAACCGUAUACGCUUGUGUGAAGAAAAAUAUCUCAACAGAGAGAGCAAUCCAGAUUCAAGCGCGCAGUAUUGAAAUACGGCGUAAGCACGGUGCAAAAUUCAGCGUAAAACUCAGCGCAAAUCUCUGCGCAAGAACGGCGCUGACAACCAAACAUUUCAUCUGUGUUUCGGAGCGUGCGCAUUCGCCAGAGCGCAUGUGAACACAAGGAGUGGGGCUCAACUGGGUACAAGAAUCUUGUUACACAUCAGCACCGGGUUGCAUUCUGAAGACUGAUUAUCUCUGAUUCUCCACAACACCAUACUGAAACCUCUGCACAACAAGUUUCAUCUCCAGGCAGUGUUUGGAUUUCGAUCAAAAUCGAAUGAUACACAAUGUGUCAUGCAAGUAACCUCUCACGAACAUAUAACCAAAUAUGAGAGGAUCAUUCAGAUACUUGUAUGAAUGACAGUAAUCACUUGUGUAACAUGACAUGAUUAAACCAAGAGAGGAACGAAGACUGUUGUUUGCAUAUUCGAGCUGUAUCAAACAUCGCAAACCAUUUUCGAUGCCUGCAUACAAGUUUGAACCGCAUACAUCGUCCCGCUCUACUAUAGCGAAACCCACUGCACAGACAAGUGCAAAGCAAUAAAUGAUACAAGAAAAAUUACGUCAUCAUUCGGUCACUAUUUGCGGAGAGCAACGAAUGGGAAAAGAGGGACAAGGGACAGCAGCGUCAAAAAUGUAAAAUUUAAUCUGACUACCCUUCCCUUAGCCUCUAUCGAGUUAAAUAAUCAUAUAGUUUGCACUCUCUGACACUUAAAAAUCAGUAUCUGCUAAAUUAGCUGAAUAUGAAUCAUUCGCUUUGCGUAGUCCGUACGAUCCUGCUGUUUCGUGAUGCAUGGAGAGAUCGAUAUGCAUAUGUUAGAGGCAAAAACAGGAAGUGGGUUAUAUCUAUGGUAUAACCGCAAGGAUGACGUAGGACUAUCGUUGAUUUAGAGAUCAUUUGUUUGAAGUUGAAUCUAAAUCCAUUCUGAAUGAAUGAAUAAAUGAAUAUUUGGGGGACUUCGAAAACGAGAGCGUUACAUUGGAGGCACAAGGUUUUAUGCAUUUGGAUGCAUAAAACCUUGUGUAAUUGGUAUAGGAUACGAAAAACCUUGUUCUGAAGAAUAAUCUUCAGAAGCUAACCUGCUAACUGUACUUGAUUGACAAAUCACAAAUCCAAAUGUAUUAUAUGGAUAUUUUAUGGAUAAAAAACAUUAAAAUAAACUCUUUCGCUUGAAUGUAAUUUUCAAUUCUAAGGGGAACUGGCAGAUUAUUUUCCAGCAACGAUUAGAUAUUUCCACAUUUUCCUCGAUACCGGACGCCCACCAGUGGUUAAUACUAACUCGAUAACCACCUGUUAAUAGUACAUGAUUGAAAAAUAUUUGGUCACAGUGUUACAUGGAUAGAAAACAUUCAAAUCAACUCUUUCACAUGAAUGUAUUUUUAAAUUCCCAGAGGAACUGGCAGAUUAUAUUCCAGCAAUGAUUAGAUCUUUCCGGAACUUUCUCGAUGCUGAAUGGCAUCCAAACGGAAAGAAUUCUGCGCGUGUAUGUGUCGAUCCUUCGCCGUCCACCUCCUCCAGCACGUUAGGCAACGAUGUUGUCUUGUCGAUGUCCUCACGAAAAAUGAAUGUGUCUCACCACCAGAAUAUCGCUUAAGUAUGCUUUUUGUGUGUGAUUGAAUCGAGAGAAGGUGUGGUUUACGAUGGCAAUUUGGAAGGCAAACUAGAGGGGAAUGAACUCUCUGAGCUCGGAACUUUCGGCGACUGAGCAAAAAUCGAUUGCGGGCGCAUACAAUAUUGGAUACGGAAAUAUCCCACUGAUGGGGAGAAUAAUCUUCAGAAGCUAUCCUGUUAAUUGCGAUUGAUUGAAAAAUCACAAAACCAAAUGUAUUUGGUCACAGUGUUACAUGGAUAGAAAACAUUCAAAUAAACUCUUUCACAUGAAUGUAUUUUUAAAUUCCCAGAGGAACUGGCAGAUUAUUUUCAGUAACGAUAUUUCCACAUUUUCCUCGAUACUGGAAGCCCACUAAUUCUAAUACUAAUAACCACCGAUAACCACCUGUUAAUAGCACAUGAUUGAAACAUAUUUGGUCACAGUGUUACAUGGAUAGAAAACAUUCAAUUAAACUCUUUCACAUGAAUGUAAUUUUAAAUUCCCAGAGGAACUGGCAGAUUAUUUUCAGUAACGAUUAGAUAUUUCCACAUUUUCCUCGAUACUGGAAGCCCACCAGUGGUUAAUACUAACUCGAUAACCACCUGUUAAUAGUACUUGAUUGAAAAAUAUUUGGUCACAGUGUUACAUGAAUAGAAAACAUUCAAAUAAACUCUUUCACAUGAAUGUAUUUUUAAAUUCCCAGAGGAACUGGCAGAUUAUUUUCCAGCAAUGAUUAGAUCUUUCCGUAACUUUCUCGAUGCUGAAUGGCAUCCAAACGGAAAGAAUUCCGCGCGUGUAUGUGUGUGCAGCGAUGUCUUCCCGGGGAACCGUUUGUGGCAUCACUCUCCUCCUGAUGGAUUCCCUUCUGGCCUAAGGUGCACAAACAGGCUCUUGGUGACACCAUUCAUCCGCGCUUUCAUGAUAAAUGAAGAGCUUCACCACAACAGCGACAACAUGCUCCAAUCGCUGUUCAAUUAGAACUGAGUGGAUUUCCGAGCGGCGCUCGGUUAUAUACCGAUUCGUGAUUUCAAUAGCCUGUUUUGGAAGCAAUUUUAAGGCUAUUGAAACAAGUUUUUGGAUCAAAAAGUAACAAGUAUAGAACGCGUAGACAUUUUAUCUUUUGAAUGAAGUGUUUAUCAUACCAUUUCGUUCAGUUGUUUAGGUGCUAUUAACGCUCAAAAUCUCGGACUCCGGCGUAACGCUUUCGUUUUCGAAACUUUGAUUUUACACCCCGGUAUAGAAAUGAAAGACGUAGUCCUACGUCAAAAAGAAAAUAAACUUUCUGCAACGAAAGCGUAUAUGAUCUUUCUGUUUGCGUGUCGGUGUAUCAUGAAAUGCGAACCGAUGCAGAGUUGUCUCGUUCUCUUUUGUGUCGUGAUUUACAGCACAUACCAACAAAAGAAUGCCGCUGGGGGAAAUUAUUUCUGUAUGAUAUUUGAACGAACGAAAGCGAUUUUUUCAGUGAAUGGAUCAUUUGGCAAACACUGUCUCCAGGAUGCAACGAAACUCUCUGGAAGCCUCUAAUCUCCCCACCACAGUCGAGAUUCUCCAGCCGUAGUUCAGCUGUUCCAGGGGUCUCCCACUACGCUACUCUGAACAAGUACGGCAAUGUUUUCAGUACUUCAGGAAAUCGCUGGCCAUCAAGCAAAAAAACGAUAUUGGCGUCAGCUGUUUCGUAAUAUUUUUCCUUUCUUGCUAUCAUAUUCAAAUGCUUGAAUCCCACAUUUGAGUGCAAUAUCAUCAAAUCUGAUUUUUACGACUUUUCAAAGCUUAGUAUAUUGACGUUUUUUGACAAUUUUUUGAACGAAGGUACUUUACUUUGAAACGCUCUGCAGCUUCAACGAUAGCUUAGAUUUUUUGGCGUGAAAUGAAAAGUUGUUCGAAAAACUAUACAAAACAAAUCUCUUUCAUGGGAUAUUGUAAAAUUUGAUCAUAGUAGAUCUGACCCAAAAAAAUCAUGGAAAUCGUGAUUUUUUGUAGAAAACCUGCUUAAAAGUUUUGUUACCGCAGUUUGUCACGGUUGUGACUACCUUCAAAGUUUAGGAAAAAAUAUAAGCUUUCAAUUGAACACUGUCCGACACUGCGCUAAACUGCGCGAAUUGUCGUUUUAGUGAGAAAAGCAAUUUUUUUCACUUAAUUUUUUUUAAUAUUUAAAUUUUCUCUAGGGUCCAAUUAAAUCAAAAUCAUAAUAGUCCAUUGAUGAAAACUUUCGUAUCUAAGUAAUCUGUAGAGGAUGAAAUAUAAAUUUGGGCUAAACAUCACAAAAUUCAUCAUUGAAAAGCUAUUAAAAAGUGUGUGAUGAAAAACGAAUAAAAGUAAGGUAGUGUGAAUAAAUAUUUAUGAAAUCGAAAUCAUAUCAGACCAAUAUAUUAUUCAGAGCAUAUUCAAACGAUAUCUAUUGAAAUCAUUCGGUCCUUUUCAAUUGUUGAACAAGAUAUAGGGUAACACGGGGUGAUUUGGUCAUAUGGGGUGAUUAGGACCACCCCUUUAUCGCAAAAAUUACGGCUCAACUUGAAUUUUUUAUAAUGUCAUUUCCUUUUAUUGUUGAACCGUAUGUAUCUAAAGUAAAAAAAAACUUUGGUAAAACUUCACAAGUAGAGGGAAACGGUAGCAUAAACACAGCAAGCACUUUGAUCGUCAAAAAAUGUAAGUUUUCCGAUAGUGGUUUUAAGGUUUUUCCCGCUAAUUAAACAAACUUUUCGUGUAUUGUGCAGUAAAGUUCUGUUCGCCUACAGAAGAGGAACAAUUUGAUGUAGCGAAGCUGUAAGUUUGAUAACAAUAAAUGAAAUUAGUUGCAUUUUAAUUUUUGCGUGUUGUGUGGGGUGACAUGGACACGUUUCUGUGGGGUGAAUUGGUCCUACAGGUUUGAGACUUAUCUUUGGUCUAAUUGAUUCCAGAUGCCGCUGAGUUACAAAAAGAGGAUGGACACACAACGUUGGAAGAAGGAGGAGCUUGAAAGAGCAACACAGGCCAUCGAGAACGGAUUUUCUUUGACCAAGCAUCAGAAGUUCUCGACCAACAGUGAAAAGAUUCAUGCAGAAUUCGAAAUGGUGUCAAUCCAACUUUUCUGUUCUGGAAUCUGGCCAAGACACCUGGUAUCGAUCCCAAAACAUUGUUACUGAUUGUAACAUUAUCCCAAAAUACUUUACAUAAACAUAAGUAUGUUUUUUUCGAUGAAACACACACUGCACCAAAUCACCCCACAGACGGUCCAAAUCACCCCGCAUCAAAUUUUAAUGUUCAAAAUCAUCUCUUUUAUUUUAUGAUAUAUUUGGUAAAUUGAAGCUUUAUAUAAUGAUUAAAUAUUAUUUAUUGAGAGAAAACAAGUGUAGCUCAGUAUACAAUGUGACAUUUUUUUGUGAAAAUUUAAACAAUUUCCUACAUUUUAUCCAUUGACAUGAAUUUUGUAGGUCUCAUAGUUUUUAUGUUACAAAUUUUUGUCAAAAAUUAAGUAAACAAAAAAAGGCUUUUUCCAAAAAAGUUUAUGGGUUUGAGCCUAGGGGCACUGACCGGAUCUUGACAUAGGACUGUGAUUGUGUGUAGUAAUUGCAUUUAAAUUGAGUUGGAUGCCCUGGAAAAGCCGUUUCCUGUAUGUACUUGUAUUCUUUAAACGGGUUAGAUGACAAAACGUGGUAGAAUUCGGUACCGCAUUCUGUUCAAAAAUGUACACAAAAAUACUUUUCUUCUGUAAUAUGCGUUUGAAAACUCUUAAUAAAUCGUUACAUUUUUCGUAUAGUGACUCCCGUAUAUAGAAAUCAAAUAAAUCAAAGUCCUAUGUCAAAAGAAGUCUAAUUAUUUUUCGAAUAUUUCAAGUAUGUAAAGUUGCCUGAAUGACCCAUGUCUUUACACCCAAAACGUUUCACUGCUAUCUGAAAUGGUGCUGCCAACGGUCAGUCGAGUUGGCAUAAAAUUCGUCAUUAUGAAGCCUUCAACUUCAGCGGUGCCACAAAAUUCAAUGUCGAAUAAGUUAGUUGUUUAUUCAUAGUUUGAUGGUUUGAUACAUGUAUUUUAAUGGUUUCAUGGUUUGAUACAUGUAUAUUAAUAUACAUGUAAAAAGGAUCAGAAAUAGGAUCAGAAAGACAUAAAUCUAUGAAACUAUAAAGUAUUGAAAAUCACAAGACGAAAUGAAAAUAGCAGCGAAAGGGACUUUUCCUGCUGAUAAGAAUAAUGAAUUCUAAAUUUCACUCAUAAAAAUAGUCGACAAAAUACUAAUCAUGGUAUAGUCAAUCAUCUUCUCACCUCCCCAGAUUCAAUAGUAAACAUAUAUUUUGAAAAGCAGAAAAAUAAUUGAAAAAAACUUCUAGAUGCAAUAAUAUUCCUAUUGAAGGACACCAUUGUUGAAUCAGGAAGAGAUGAUUAUGAAUUUGAUGGCAGUUAUGAAGAAGAAGAAGACGAAGAUUAUUGUUUUCAUUUGUUUUUUUUUUCAUCAAAUGUAUUGUAUUAUUUUGUAAUCUAGAAAAAUCUUUUAUGUUUAUAGCAGAAUUUGUUUGAUUUGUAACCGUUGGUUCCAGGCGCAGUUUGGGCUCCACCCAAACCCAAUUCCAAAUAUAUAUAUAUAAAAAUAAAUGCAUUCCUAGCCGCCGGUUGCUGGAUGAUAUUAGGCCAUAUGAAUAAAAACAAAAUUCAGCUUUACUUUACUUGAAUCGAGCAGUGGAGCAGGGAGAUUGAGUUUUUACUACGUUUGGUAUGAAUAAAAGUGACAACGAAGUAUUUACUUUUCGAAAAUGGAAGUUUACUUGAUUUCGUAUGAAUAAAACAACAUUUAUCAAGUAUUUACUUCGUAAUUAUCAAGAGUGCUCAUAAGCAUACUUUGUGUCUGAAACACUUUUAUUCGUUCUGAUAUCAUAUCCGGUUUAUGUUUAAUGCUGCCAUCUUGCACUCAUAGUUAAACAAAUUAACAUGUAGUAUGACGCGUCAAACAUUCCGUUUCCACUUGUUUGUCAAAUAACUUACAAACUGCGCAGAGAGUGAGAUGACGACAAUUUAAAGUAGUUGUAUAGGUUUAGUCACGAAAACGUAAUUUUUCAACAAGAACCUUUCUAUCCAACUAUGGGAAAACCAGAGGUGGAGCGUUGUAAAACUAGUUUUUAUGUUUCUUUAAUAUUAUUGUGAUCCAUUUCAAUUUACUUCAGCGAAAUAUCGAAGUUCAACGUCCCGCGAAGCCGGAACAUUAACAGAACUGAAGGUGUCGGAGGAAGCAGAAUAUAUUUUUAUCGUUUUAUAAUAAAUAAGUCUUUGAGAUACAUUCAAUCGUUGGUCUUAAAACUGCUUUUUACUAUUUUGGCCUACCACUGCAUAGACAAAUCGGGGAGUAAUAUACCUGAUAAUAUACUUGCUUUGCGGAUCACAAGCCAUAACAAUCUGCUGACAGAUGUUUGACAAACUAAAAGCUAUGUUCGAAUUCCGAAAACGAAAUCAGUAAAGUAAACUGUUAUUCACACGAAUUCAAGUAAAUACUAGCAAAGUUUACUUUACUUCAAAACGAGCAGAAUAAGUAAAUUUUUUUUUUAUUCAUAUGGCCUAUUGUCCCACUUACAAACGGUUUGAGUCCUGGGUAAAAAACGCCCACCGCGAUCCACUGUCCAGUUGACCUAUCGUCAAUGAACGGGGUUGCCAACUAGGAAGAGAAAAAACAUUGUUCCCCUCCACACAUACAAAAAAAAAUAGAAAGCUCGGUAAGAAAAAGCAGUGCCGGCAAACGACUUCAACCAAUCAAGGAAGUAAGAAGUGCGCGCCGGAACUAAUUAAAUUGGAAAUUAAAAAAAAAAGUGUGGAGAGAGGUGAAAGAAGAAUACAUAGAGAAAGUUUAAAGGUUAGUCGAAAUCAUGAAUUGGAAAAUGGAAAGGUUAUAGGUAGUUAUGUUUUACAGAAAUUUGGAAUAAAGAAAAGGUUUUUGAAUGAAAAGGAAGGUCAGACAAAAGGAAAGAGGAGAGAAGAAGUAGAAACUGAAAAAGGUAACGUGUGGUCUUGAGUAAUAAGUAACGUGAACUCGAUUCAUAAAUUAAUACGCUGGACAGUUUAGCUGCGUCCGGAAUCUGGGAGAAGAGGCACGCGCAAAAUCCGCUAUCUUCUUGGCUCUGUUCGCCUACAAUAUCCGUCAUUGCAAGCAGGCGUGAAUAAAGGCCUGCAACUGGUGGAAUUCAGUAAACCCGCCCACGAGACAGCCGCACCAUCCAGCUGGAUAGAAAUAAACCCAGAGACCCAGAGAGAGAAAAGUCCACACCAUCGUUACCGCAAGUAUAACGCAUGAAAAAUUGUGACGUCACAAAUAGGGUAAAUGAGGAAACGAUAGGAAACAGGAAAUAGUUGAAAUAGGGAUAUAUGAAAAAGGAAAGUGAAGGAAGAAAGAAUAAAGUGAGAAGGAAAAUUGAAUUAUCUAAAAUAUAAUUGUAAUCCUUGUCCCUGGUUUGUAUUCGUUCUCCGGACUCGAAAGGAGUCGUCAGCCCUCGUCCUCAAUCGGUCGGAAGUGUGUGUUAGCACUGCACGACCUUUGAGCGGUGUAAACGUGUGGCCUUAGAAGGUAGCCCUACAGAUUCAUAAGGUCCUCUGGGAGUGUAAAAUACACGAAAGUGCUCCUGUUUGCUAGAAGAGGAAGUUUGAAGGUAGCCGACUUAGGAAUAAGCGACCCUGAGAGCCCUAUUCUUAUUCUGAGAGUUACAGAUUUGAGGGGUCUUCCAUAAAUUACUCGAUCUUUAAAAAAAUGAUAUAGAAAAGUGUGUAAAAAAUACUGCUUACAAGAGGGAUGGUGCCAUAAAAUCCUAAAAAAAAUGGAUAACGUGUUAUAUGGCCGGCUCCAAAUUUAAAAAAAUGGAUGUAAGAUUCGUUCGUGUUCAGCAUCUCGAAAUUAUGUGAAUACCAUGUUUUUCGCAUUUAACAACACUUUUUUGCAUGGCCCGCCUUCGUAUGGAGUCACCCCACUGUGCACUAGUUUCAGCGAGGCAACCAAUGUAAUCCGUUUCUGCCCCGUCGAUCGUGUUUGGCUGUACUACCAAAAUAUCCGAGGUGGCGAGGACUAAAAUCGACGACCAGCUUUCGGUGAUUACGGACUGUAACUACGACGUCAUCAUACUGACAGAGACUGGAUUAAACGAUUGUAUCGAUUCCCUGCCCCAUUCACCGUAUACUCCAGAUAUGGCCCCGUGCGACUUUUUUUUUUUUUGUUUCCAAACUUGAAAAAGUCACUCGCCGGGCAGAAAUUUGAGUCGAAUGAGGAGGUCCUCGCCGCCACGGAGGCCUACUUUGCAGACCUCGAGAAAAUGUUUUUUCAGAUGGAUUAGAACAGUUGGAGCAUCGCUGGGUCAAGUGUAUCGAGCUAAAAGGAAACUAUGUUGAAAAAUAAAUCGCCACUCUUACAAAAUUUUUGUUUUUUUUUGUAGGUUAAGUUCUUUUGUAGGCUAAGUACUUAUUAUCAAGUCAAUUUGCACUGUUGGCAUCUACCGUUGGAAAUAUCUCUUCCAGUACCUCGUACGUGCCAAUUCAACGACAUCGCUGUUGUCGUUGAACACACCCGUGAUUUUGGGAAAAUGGACUACGAUGCACUUAUUACCUCCCCGCACUUGACUGGACAUACAUGAAUGUCUGUCAAAACGUUAAUGGAAUGGCCUCCGAAUUCUGUUUCAACAUUCAAUGUUGGUUGCGGGAGUAUGUAUCCCCCCCAGAAGACGUCCAGUUUCGCCUUCUUGGAGUACAGUAUUACUCCGACAACUGAAGCGCCGAAACAUCGCCUAUGAACGGAAACAUCGUGUUCUACAGUCGUCUGACAGCAAACUCAGAUUUCAACAUGCUAGUAAUGCGUACCGUAAGCUCCCGUGGCCGAGUGGUUAGCGUCAUAACUAACAUGUCGGGUGUUCGGGUUCGAUUCCCGUUCUGGUCGGGGGAAUUUUUCGUCAAAGAAAUUUCCUCCGACUUGCACUGUGAUCACGCGUAUUCUAGAGCUUGCCACUCAGAAUGCAUUCAAGGCGUGUUAUUUGGCAUAGAAAUCUCAACUAAGUACUAAUAAAAAUGACGCAAGUAAUACUACGUUGAGACGGCGAAGUUCCUCUAGGAACGUUAGUGCCAUUGAAGAAGAAGAAGAAGCUGAAUUCAGAUCUCAGCUAAGUAACUCUUAUCCAAUCCAGAAGCUACAUCUCAACUGACUAGCGCGGUUUCAUGCAUGGCAGGUCGGUCACCACGAAUCUGUUGAAAACCUUCAUUUCUGCCAUGGAGGGAAGGCUCAAGUCGAUGUCAUCUAUACUGAUCUGAAUCAUCAACCACAACAUACUUUUGCUAAACAGUCACGUCUCGGAUCAUCUACAAAGCACGUGUCAUGGAUGAGAUCCUACGUGACGGGAAGAUAACAGCGCGUUAAAAUUUUCGGCUGCGUUUCCUCGUGCUUCUACAAUUCGUCUGGAGUGAAGGAAGCAACUUAGGCCCUUUGUUGUUUACAUUAUUUUUUAAAGACAUUACUGCGAAACUAGGGUUAAACUGCAAAUUUAUUUAUGCUGAUGAUUUGAAAAUAUUCAGCUGAAGACUGCCAACGUUUGCAACAUCUGCUGAAUGUAUUUGUAGUCUGGUGCCAUCUAAACAAACUGAUUAUCAGCGUAUCGAAGUGCUCCUUCAUGACGUUCCAUCGUUCCAAAAGUCCGUUACAGCUUGAUUGCUGCAUCGACAGUGCUUUGCUUGAAAGGGUUGGAGAAGCUACUGACCUUGGAGUAGUGCUGGAUUCAAAAUUGAUGUUCAACGCUCAUUACACCUCAAUCAUUGCUAAGGUAAACCGACAGUUCGGAUUUAUUUCGAAAAUUGCAAAGGAUUUUACUGACCCAUACUGCUUGAAGCCCGUAUAUUGUGCACUAGUACGACUAAUUCUCGACACUGCCUCCGUUGUUUGGACUCCAAAUGUGGUUUCGUGGUCGAUUCUAAAUCAGUUAUCUGUCAAACUUGGACCAUCGGACCGGACUGCUGAUCGGCUGCUUUGUGUACACAUACUAUGAUAGUCGAUGUCGAUUAUAAGAAGAUCGUUCUUGGCGAAUCAAUUUCCGAAACGGCAUAGGAAUCAAUCCUAUAAUUGAUACCAGUGAAUCGAUCUUUGCCGAAUCGAUCUUUGAACAAUCAAAAGCCUAUUUUCCCAAUUUAUCUACUAAUUAUAUAUGACUGUUUUCUUUUUUUGAAUAGGGAAUACAAAUGUCAUAUUUCUAUUCAAGUGUCAAAAGCAUUCUUCAACAUGAAGGACACCAAAAACCUUAAAGCAUUAAAAUCAUAUUCCAAGACAUUCAACUUGUACCGGAAUCAUUUAAAUAAAUAAAUUAUUUGAAAAGGCAUUAUUAGAAACUGGUAUCUUCUGAAACUUGAACCGAUUAAAUCAAUUUUAAGUCCAAUCGCACCUUUCAAUGUUAAAAUAAAUAUCGUUUUGUAGUGUGGCACAAAUUCUAUCGAAAUAAUACUCAGAGGUCAUGUCAAAUUAAAUUACUCUGAAUGUCUAUCUCAUCCUCCUCACAUUGAAUACUCCAAAACUGAACAAAUGAGGAUUUUUAAAUUAAAAUUUUGACUCAUUUAUUUCGGAUCAUGUAAAACGAGUGUUUUGAAGCCGUUCAAGCAAAGACCCGCCUUGCAUCAAACUUUCGAAUGUCCUAUGUCAAAUUCCUCCCUGUUGUUUUCUUAAAUCGACCAAACGUUAAACUAGAUUUUUCUACCGCUGAAACUUCUGCCUCGAAUAUUUUUUAAAACUAUCAGUCGCGCACUCUAACGAAACAUGAAAUUUUGCAUGUCUUUCUCCAUGGAAUCGAAAAUGGGGUGUUAGUUACACAAGACAAGUAAAAAUUAAUUCCCAAUCUGUGACGAUUAUCCCAAAAUCUAAGAAAAAACCACAUAUAAGUAACUGAAAUCCGUAGGUCCAACUAGUGACAUUAAUUUUUGGGUGAAGGCAAGCGAUCACGAAAUAUAGCUCUCUUGAUAACUAUCGGAAAAUUUCAUGAGUACAAUACAAGCAUUAGAUAUUUUUCAAACAAUCUCCGCUUCAAGAAUACAUCAAUUGACGCCAAAUUGAAAUUGAGCAAGAAAAAAAAUAUAUAACUGACAUCUAUUUCGGCGCGUGAUAAAACAACAACAAAAUAAACCAAAAGUGGAAUAAGCUUUACACCAACAUAGGAUAGAACAGCAAUCAAUUCGAUAUUAAUGAGAUGUAGUAACAAAUUACGAACAAUUGGUAAACGCAUAUGUCUUUUGUGAUUUCCUCAGAGAUUUUUAUAUAGAAAUACGCGGAUAAUCGAAUUAAACGAGUGGAAGAAAAAAAACAUUUCAGUGAAAUACGUUUUCGAACUACGCUUAAUGCAUGCCAAAAAUAUAAAGCAUAGUGGCUUAUGUGUUGCAAUUUAACUGUUUAUUGGCCGAAUUUACAUGGCACAUCUCACACUUUCAACAACAACAAGAAAACGGAAACUAGAGAUAGUUACGGUUCUUUUUUAACGGACGAAUGCUUUCGGUUGACGGAAGAAAGCAUUAGCAUCUCAGCGCCAAGUGCACCAAGCAAUACAGAGAGAAUAAUAAUUAUUAAAUAAUUAUGCUGUGAUAUGUGCUGUCCACACGAGGAACACUACACCGAUAGCUCCGAAGGCUACAGCCACGCAAUGGGAUUUUAAAAAUCCCACCAAUUUUAAUAUACCUUAGUUCAGAACUACAGAAGCUCACUACAAAGCGAACAAACUUUAAACAAGAAUACAAAAACAAGAUCAAACUAAUCAAAUUUCAAUGAAAAAGAAUGAAAGUAAACGCUAACUGUAAAUAUGUCAAAUACUAUAAAAAAAAACAAAAAAAAACUUAGUCUAAGCACCUAUAGUGGUCAUUUUUCGAUUCUUACCAAGCAGCAUACAGACCGUUAGAUACCUUUCAAAAAAAAAAACAAAAGAAUGCGAAUUAGAAUCUAGCUAACAUAAAUUUAAAAUCAUCUAGAAUGUGGAUUCGGAAGCGUUGGAGCGCAGGUAGAAUACCAUUUCGCGAACAGUCGCCGUUUCUUCGUGGCGCGAACUUACUUAAUUUUAAUCCGCAGCAAAUUGAACGAUAAUGUAAGAAUAUUUAAUGAAAAAAGAGAACAAAAUUGCUGUCGCUCCUGAAAAAAAAUGUAUUUAGCUAAAUUCGAGACAAGGGGGAUAUUUUAAAUAAAAAGUGCGAAAAUUGA
Molecule: messenger RNA, 23214 nt
Organism: Toxorhynchites rutilus septentrionalis
Lineage: Eukaryota; Metazoa; Arthropoda; Insecta; Diptera; Culicidae
Exons: 8
Coding region: 1378-2628 (416 amino acids)
Source: RefSeq, a predicted model, not a curated record